Molecule: messenger RNA, 1300 nt
Organism: Chaetomium fimeti
Lineage: Eukaryota; Fungi; Ascomycota; Sordariomycetes; Sordariales; Chaetomiaceae
Product: kinase-like domain-containing protein
Exons: 1
Coding region: 406-993 (195 amino acids)
Source: RefSeq, a predicted model, not a curated record
CAAAAACAACUCAAGACGUGAAUCAAUAUUACCCAAGGCAUUUAAGGGUACACGUUCCGACGAAAUAUGACGCCAGCAACCAUCCCAUCCAGCAAAUCCCUCCCCUCGUCGGCGUCUGCAGUUUUCGCCGACUCCUCGUUCUUUUCACGGAAUGGACCCAGCGCACUACUACCAUCACCUGCCGAGGUCCGCACAAGGCGCGCAACACAGUCAAAGUAGACAAGACGACGCUGUUUCCAGCCAGCCCUCUUCGAGGAGCUUGGCCUUGUCGUCAAAUUCGGAAGUGCACCCGAAGUAACGGUCGCCGAGGGUCAGUGUCUCUGGGCACUCCGUCAAGCGUUGCCCGACUUUCCACUCCCAGAGGUCUAUGGCUGGAUCCACGAUGACGAUGAGGUCUUCAUCUUCAUGGAACUGGUCCCCGGAGUUACCUUAGAGGACAAAUGGCCCACGCUCGACCGGCUUGAGCGGACCGACGUCUGUACCCAACUUCGUACACUCCUGACGACCUUGCGCAGCCUACGGCACGAGCCGGAUGACGAGUUCUUCCUUGGCCAUGUGAACCGCGAGCCGCUGGGGGAUAUCGCCUUUACCGACGGAGUGCGACCCUCUGCAGGCCCUUUCCAGUCCGUUGCCGAAUUCCACGAGUGGAUGUCGUUCCAGACCAGGAUACGCUUCGAGCCCAAGUUCCCUGGCAAACUACCCUGGGAGAUCAUAGAUCCGUGGCGGGAUGGUCUGCCCGACGAAGCGGCAGCCGUAUUUACCCAUGCGGAUUUACAUCCGAGUAACAUCAUCAUUGCGAACGAUUCUUCAAAGAUUGUUGCACUCAUUGACUGGCGUCAGUCGGGAUGGUAUCCGGAGUACUGGGAAUACUGUAAAGCCUGCUACACGGCGGACCCUUAUGGCGAAUGGAUGAACGAGUACAUCCCACUCUUUCUGGAUGAGCCGGCCUGUUUCGACACCUUUGAGGAUUAUGCGAGGAGUUUUGGAUACUGAGGGGAAAGGUAGAAUGGAGGUGGAAUUUUGGGCAUUUUUAUACUCGGAAGACAACUUAGGAACAGGUUAACUUUAAAAGCUACUUACCUGCUUGGGGGGGGGGGUUGACGAGCGGUUGACAGACGGUUCAUGCAGCGUUCAUGGAGUUGGGCGGCUUAUAUAAAUGAGUUAAAUUUUUCCCCCUUAUUUUUGCUUUAUGGCUUAUCUUGAUAAUCCGCUCAAUGCCCUUUAAUCCGCUUACCUUAGCGAUUAGCUUAAACUGUUUGAGCUGAUUGAAAAAUAAGUGGUUUAUUCUAAAACGAACGGU